UAUUUCUCUUUUGUUUUUUUCUCUCUCCCCACCACCACAUAUAGAUCAAAUUCACUUCAAUGAAGAACAAAGAUGAACCAAAGAAAUUGACACAUCAAUUCCCAAUUUGUCAAGAUCAAACAAUUCGACCCCACCUCUAAUUAACACCAUCAAUCACAAAAUAUCCCCCAUACAAAUAAUAAAUACAAUGAGACCUCGCAAUUCAAAAGACUCCCCUAUAUCAUCAUCAUCUUCUCCAUACUCCUACACUCCCAAAAACCCACCACCACCACCACCACCGCCAUCAAAAAAGCGGCGAAAACAACAACAACAACCCCUUUUCAGUCUCAUAAAACUAACACUAUCACUAUCAAUGGCGGGUCAAUCUCGAAAAUGGGUAAUUUUAGUUGCGACGAUCUGGUUACAAGCUUUUACAGGGACUAACUUUGAUUUCUCGGCGUACUCGUCGGAGAUGAAGGCGUUGCUGGGUAUAUCACAGGUGCAGCUCAACUACUUGGCGGUGGCGUCAGAUUUGGGGAAAGCGUUUGGUUGGUCUUCUGGAUUGGCUUUGAUGUAUUUGCCAUUAUGGAGUGUUAUGUUCAUUGCUUCUUUUAUGGGCUUGUUUGGUUAUGGUCUUCAAUGGUUUGUUCUUCGUGGCCUCUUUUCUCCCCCUUAUUUUGUGGUAUUUUUCCUAUGCUUAUUAUCUGGGUGCAGCAUCUGCUGGUUCAAUACUGUAUGUUUUGUCCUCUGCAUUAAAAACUUCCCAGCAAACCGAGCUCUUGCACUCUCUCUUACAGUCAGUUUCAAUGGUGUAAGUGCUGCAUUAUACACCUUAGCAGCUAACUCAAUAAACCCAUCUUCAAAUCCCCUUUACCUGCUAUUAAAUGCCCUAAUUCCCCUCUUAACUUCAUUUGCUGCCUUAAUCCCAAUCUUAAGACAACCUGAACUUGAUCCUCUCCCUUCUGUAGCUGUUCAAAGGGACUCCCUUAUUUUCUUUUUCCUUAACUUCUUAGCAGUUUGUACUGGUUUUUACCUCCUUUUCCUUACCUCAUCCACAAAUGAUAUGAUAUCUUCACGUUUUCUCUUUGGUGGGGCGACUUUCCUACUUUUCCUCCCCUUAUGCAUUCCCGGGAUUGUCUAUGCUCGAGAUUGGUUCAAAGAGGUUCAUUCUAACUUCCAAAUUGAUGGGCCGGGUUUCAUUCUUGUUGAUCAUGAUGAUUUGGAGCUCCACAAGGAAAUGUCCACUCGAGGGGGCGACUAUGCUUUAGAUGCCAUGUCUUUGCUCGGGAAUCGGAAUGCAAAUGGGGAUAGAUCUACUAAGAGCAUCCUUAAUGGCUUCACUGUACUUAAUGCAGGCAAAAAUGAUGUCUGUUGCGGUACAGUGAUCAAGAAGGAUCAAUUAGUGAUGCUUGGGGAAGAACAUUCAGCUUCAGAACUUGUUUGCAGGGUGGAUUUCUGGCUCUAUUAUAUUGCUUAUUUUUGUGGAGGAACAAUAGGGUUGGUUUAUAGUAAUAAUCUAGGUCAGAUUGCUCAGUCACUUGGGCAGAGUUCAAGCACCUCGAGUCUCAUAACUCUCUAUUCAUCUUUCUCCUUCUUUGGCCGCUUACUUUCAGCCACUCCAGAUUAUAUUCGAGCGAAGUUCUACUUUGCAAGAACAGGUUGGCUAGCAAUUGCCCUUAUCCCAACCCCAAUAGCCUUCUUCUUGCUCACAGGAUCAGGAACUGCCCUAACACUCCAAACAGGAACAGCACUAAUCGGACUCAGCUCUGGUUUCAUAUUUGCUGCAGCCGUUUCCAUAACAUCCGAACUUUUCGGACCUUCAAGUGUAGGUGUCAACCACAAUAUCCUCAUCACAAACAUCCCAAUUGGUUCCCUAGUUUAUGGUUUACUAGCUGCUGUGGUUUAUGAUUCCCAUGCCGGAAACUCAACUCAGAAAAUCUCAAUGGUUACUGAUACUGUUGUUUGUAUGGGAAGACACUGCUAUUUUUGGACCUUUUUUUGGUGGGGAUGCCUGUCAGUUGUAGGGCUCUUUUCUUGUCUGCUCUUGUUCUUGAGAACUAAGCAUGCUUAUGAUCGGUUUGAACGUGACAGAGUUUCUUCUCAACUGGAAUAGCUGGAAUUAGAGGAGGUUGAAGGUUUGGAUAUGCUCAUUUCUGUACAGAAAUAAUAUUCAUGUAACACUUUUUUUUCUUUUUUCCUCCCACUAUGAUGUUUAUGAUAUGCAUCAAGGAACCAUAAACUUAUAUUGACCUCUUACCAAAAAAAAAAUUAUAUUGAGCUACAUUUUUGCA
Spinacia oleracea (spinach) is the source of this 2270-nucleotide messenger RNA. Its product is annotated as protein NUCLEAR FUSION DEFECTIVE 4. Gene Ontology annotation, cellular component: membrane. The record is from RefSeq and is a predicted model, not a curated record. The transcript has 4 exons. Bases 188 to 2092 code for a protein of 634 amino acids. Lineage: Eukaryota; Viridiplantae; Streptophyta; Magnoliopsida; Caryophyllales; Amaranthaceae.